Molecule: messenger RNA, 1194 nt
Organism: Ruditapes philippinarum (Manila clam)
Lineage: Eukaryota; Metazoa; Mollusca; Bivalvia; Venerida; Veneridae
Product: macrophage receptor MARCO-like
Exons: 3
Coding region: 79-813 (244 amino acids)
Cellular component (GO): membrane
Source: RefSeq, a predicted model, not a curated record
ACAAAUAUUAGGCAUACGAACAUUUUGCAGUGUCGCGGAGAGCGGUAUUUUACUUUCAUCCAAACGUGAAAAUACUUCAUGAUUAAAGAACAAGAAAAAUCAGGCAGAUGUAUAAGUGACUAUAUGAGAAUAUCUAAAAUGAAGCAGGUUUUAAGAAUUGUUUUAAUGACUUUGUUUGUGCCCGUUCAUAACACGGAGUCGUUAAACACAAAUUCAUUUACCGCGGGGUUUAAGAUGUCAAAUAUUUGCAGUGGGUCAGCUAUAGGAAGUCAGGAAAGUGUUCACAGAAAUAUAACAAGCAAAUUAAUGUGUGGCAGUUUAUGUGCACAGACAGGGAAAUGUGUUUCAUUCUCAUAUCUGAGCGAGAAUAACACGUGCAUCGUGAACAGUGGACAUAUUCAACAAACAACUGACACUGGCACGUGUGGAACUAACUUUCUUUAUGGAAGUAAAGUGCUGAAAAGUAUGUGCACAGAACCAGUUAACAACAUGAGAUUGUGCAAUGGCUCAGGACAUGGGAAAGGUAGCAGUAAUAAGGGGCGAGUCGAAGUUUUCUACGAUGGACAAUGGUGGGGUAUUUGUGACGAUUAUUGGGAUUCUAGAGAUGUGAAUGCUAACGUUGUAUGUACAAUAUUAGGAUUUGCAAGAGGGGUAUCAGUAAUGACUUCAGCGUUUGGUGAUGGUUCUUUGUCGUUUCUUAUAGAUGAUGUCGACUGCGAUGGAACUGAAGAAUCUCUUGUAGACUGCGCCCACAUUGGGAUUGGUGUGCACAAUUGUCAACGGGUUGAAUUUGUCGGUGUCGUCUGUUUAUAAGACAAUAACAUAUACAUACAGUAGACUUCACUUAUAGCGAACACGAUUAUAGCGAACUUCCGGUUAUAAGGAACAGUUUAUUUUGGCCCAAAUAUUGCCUUCUUUAUUUAAAAUAAAAUUUUAACGGUUAUAGCGAACACGGUUGUAAGGAAUUUUCGCUUAUAAGAAACUCAUUUCUUAGUCCCAAUUUAGUUAAAAGUACAAACAAAUUACACUUUUUGAACGAACUCCAAAAUAUCGGCUAUCUGUAAAUAGAUCCCGCAUUUUCAACUUUCGUUUUCAUUGGAACUCGUCCGAAUGAACCGUUUAUUGUUGUAUGUACUUCAAGAAAUCUAUUAAAAUGAAUUUUUAUAGCAGUACAUAAGAAAACUACAAAAUACA